Chelonia mydas (Green sea turtle) is the source of this 3679-nucleotide messenger RNA. It is a transcript of the gene NEK4, whose product is annotated as NIMA related kinase 4. The record is from RefSeq and is a predicted model, not a curated record. Bases 1147 to 3087 code for a protein of 646 amino acids. Gene Ontology annotation, biological process: protein phosphorylation. Lineage: Eukaryota; Metazoa; Chordata; Testudines; Cheloniidae. The transcript is spliced from 13 exons. Gene Ontology annotation, molecular function: ATP binding; protein kinase activity.
UUACUGACUUUUUAGAUCCUAAUCCUAAAAAUACUUAAGCACAUACCUAACUCUGUGUGUGUGAAUAGUCAAGUUUAUGCUUGAAAAUUUACAGCCCUAUAAUGGAAAUAGUUAACUGUAACAUUGUGUUUAGUUUAGGUAUUUUGUAAGAGGAAAAAAUCUCAACUUUAAAUAUCUGUCCAAAGCCCCAAGCCUUUCAGUGCUGCAGCUGUGAAAGGGACACUGAACAGAAAGGAGGUUUCAGUUCUGGAGGGUUGUUUUUUGUCUUAUGAAAGAACCUUGGCCUCGAGAGAGGGGAGUAGCUAUGGUGGAAACCAUCGGUUUUCAAUUUCCCACAUUAGGCAGAUCUAGCUGGUACCUGACAUACAUCUCCUAGGUAGGCUGCAACCCUGCUGGGAUUGAGGUGGAAUGCCGCAGGUGGGACCUGUCCCCUACGUGGACUGCACCACUGUGAGCUUGAAGUGGACCAUUGCAUGCUGGGACCUGUCCCCUAGAUGGACUGCAGCAGUGCAGGCCUGAGGUGGAGUGGUGCAUGCUGAGAUCUGACUUCUAGGUGGGCCGCGCCUAGGGUCUUCGCACUGCUUGGUUUGUGAUGGAGUGGUGCAUGCUGGGCCUGCUGUCUCUGGAUAAGUCAGCUGCCCUGAGAGGGUGAGUAGGGGAGCACAUGCUGCUGCUCUCCAUUUGUACCACUCAGGUGAAGAGUUUUGGCUCCAGGCCAGAAGACAAUCAGAGCAGCCUCUCAUUUGGGCAGGAGACCUGUGGUAUGGGCCACAUCAGGCAGGCCCACUGUAGAGAGACUAGCUGCUAGCACCAAUACUGGGGGCAUUAAUUUUCAAAUUCCAAGAUGGCUGCUUAGGUUAGCAGGAACCCAAUAUCCAAGAUGGCCGCCGGGGAGGACGCCCACAUCUGUAAUGGCUGCUUAGGUGACUGGGGGAGGUUGCCCACAUCCAAGAUGGCCAUAGCAUUGACGUAAAGAGUUGUACCAUAGAGAGGAAGGCGGGCUUGUGUCUACGUGCGUUUUUUUUUUCUAUGGUCGAGGGAGGCCCAUGGGGAUUUGUAUGGCAGCCGCAGUAACGUUCGUAAGGCGCCCGGGCAGCUGAGCGGCUCCGGCCCCCGAGCGCUGAGGGGCCGCCGGAGGUUGGGAGGAUGCCCCUGGCCGCCUACUUCUUCCUGCGGGCCGUGGGCAAGGGCAGCUACGGGGAGGUGAGCCUGGUGCGGCACCGGCAGGACAACAGACAGUACGUCAUCAAAAAGCUAAACCUUAAACAUGCAUCCAGCCGAGAGAGGAAAGCAGCAGAACAAGAAGCCCAGUUGUUGUCUCAGCUGAAACACCCCAACAUAGUCACCUAUAGGGAGUCCUGGGAGGGGGAAGAUGGCCUGUUAUAUAUUGUCAUGGGCUUCUGUGAAGGAGGGGACCUGUAUCAUAAACUUAAAGAGCAGAGAGGCAAACCUUUGCCAGAGAAUCAGGUGGUGGAAUGGUUUGUCCAGAUUGCCAUGGCAUUGCAGUAUUUACAUGAAAAACACAUUCUACACAGAGAUCUCAAAACUCAAAAUGUUUUCCUGACAAGGACAAAUAUUAUCAAAGUGGGAGAUCUGGGAAUAGCCAGAGUGUUAGAAAAUCAGUAUGAUAUGGCCAGUACUCUCAUUGGCACACCUUAUUAUAUGAGUCCUGAAUUGUUCUCCAACAAACCUUACAACUACAAGUCUGAUGUUUGGGCUUUGGGCUGUUGUGUUUAUGAAAUGGCCACGCUGAAACAUGCCUUCAAUGCUAAAGACAUGAAUUCUUUAGUUUAUCGAAUUAUUGAAGGAAAGCUGCCACCGAUGCCAAAGGAUUACAGUCCACAGCUGGCAGAACUAAUAAGAACUAUGCUUAGCAAAAAGCCUGAAGAAAGACCCAAUGUGAAAAGCAUACUAAGGCAACCAUAUAUCAAGCAUCAAAUCUCUCUGUUUUUGGAAGCCACAAAGGCAAAAACAGCCAAAAAUCAUCAGAAAAUAUCUGAUUCUACACCCAGAAGUGCUGCUUCUGUGAUCUCGGUGAGGACUCGAUCUAAUAAUGGAAACCUCACACCCAAAAAACAUCCCUCUGAGCAAGCCAGGAGAGAAAGUGCCAAUGAAGAAAAACAUUUAAUCAAAGAUAAAACUUUUGAAAUUCAUCCCUCAGAGAAACCAGCAGCUGAGCCUGAAAAAAAUGCAAACAAGAAUGAGAAGAACAGCACAGGAGUUUCCAUAGCAACAAUUAGCAAAGUGAAUAUUGAUAUUUUACUGUCUGAAAGGAGGAACUCUAAAAGUGAUCACUUACUACAGGAUAACAAAGCAAGGUGCUUAAGCAUUCCUAGUGAAGUAGAAUCUAAAAUAACAUCUAAUGGCCCACAGACUAAGGAAGAUAGACUACAGCAAAACUCAAAGCAAGUUUCUGGAACUGAAAUUGUGGAUUCUAAGCAGUUUGCUGCUGUUGUCUCAGAUGAAGGAGAUGACACUUUGAAACUCCUGCAGCCUGUCUCAAAGGACCAAAAGCAAAAUGAUGACCAGAGUUUGGACUCCACUGAGAAGCUUCUAGCAUCGUUUGUUCCUGUCAUAAUUCAAGAUGAAGCCUCUCAUGGAAAUCCAGAAGAUGUUCAGGAAAAAUUCACUUCUUACUUACAGCCUCAUAGCUCUUUCUAUGAACCUUCUCUCUCACGGCAGCAAUGGCAGAAGAAAAGGGAGCUAGAUGAAGUCUGUUCAGAGAAGCUCACAGAAGUUGCUCCGUGGCCCUUACCUUCUCUUCCUGAUGUGAAUAUGAAGACAACUUACAGCCCUGCAGAUCAGCAUGGCACUAAAGUCACAGAGUCUGUAAAUAGCUCUAAAAAUAGUGAGAGAGCAAUUUCAGAGGGUAGACCGUUGUCGGCAAGAGAGAGGAGGAGGCUAAAACAAUCACAAGAAAAGAUGUUUCCUUCUGUGCCUGCGGCAAGACGAGCAUCACAUAGUGCGGUAGUUGAAGCAAAAUCACUUGUGGAAAAUCUUAUUACAGUUACUCAGUCCUCGUCAGAUCCCAGUAUUUCUCAGGGGAUUAGCCCUGAAAUCGACAUCGCAGGGUCGAAUUUGGGGUAGUGUGGAUGCAAUUCGACAGUAUUGGCCUCCGGAAGCUAUCCCAGAGUGCUCCAUUGUGACCACUCUGGACAGCACUCUGAACUCGGAUGCACUGGCCAGAGAGACAGGAAAAGCCCUGCAAACUUUUGAAUUUCAUUUCCUGUUUGGCCACCAUGCCAAACUGAUCAGCACAGGUGACCGUGCACAUCUCAUCAGCAGAGGUGACCAUGGAGUCCCAGAUUUGCAAAAGAGCUCCAGCAUGGACCGAACAGGAGGUACUGGAUCUGAUUGGUGUAUGAGGAGAUGAAUCUGUGCUGUCAGAACUCAUUCGAAAAGACUAAAUGCCAAAAUAUUUGAAAAAAUCUCCAGGGGCAUGAAGGACAGAGGCUAUAACAGGGACCCACAGCAGUACCACAUGAAACUUAAGGAGCUCGGGCAAGCCUACCAAAAAACCACAGAGGCAAACGCCUGCUCGGGAUCAGAGCCCCAGACAUACUGCUUCAAUGAUGAGGUGCAUGCAAUUCUAGGGGGUGCCCCUACAACUACCCCACACCUGUACGUGGACUUCUGCAAGGGAGUCUCACGCAACAGGGAUGAGGAUUUGUGGGACGAG